GGAGAGCAUUGUGGCUAAAGAAUAGAACCACUACAAUGGCUUGUUCAGGUACUGGUGGAGACAAAUACAGGGACUAUCUCAGUGAAGAUGAGGUGAAGAACACCAAAUGGAGAUCUGGUCCUCCUAGCUAUGAUGUUGUAGACAAGCUUUUUGAAGAGGGCAGAACUCAUGUGUGGCCUGAAGGAUCACUGGAGGAGAAAGUGCAGAGGCUUAUGAAGACAUGGGAGAUGGAGUUGGUGCACAAGGCAGAUCCUAAUGAUUAUAAGACACUUGAUCCUACAAAAUUUAGACUCUUCGUCAAUGGGAGAAAAGGUCUAUCCUUGGAAGAAACAGCCAAGAUUGGAGGAAGCUACAAUGUCUUCCUCCAAACCUCUUUGCCCGAAAAAUAUCGAGUAUUCAACCCUGAAGAUGAAACAUUUGUUUCAUCUCAGGCUGUUUUCAGGAAUGCAUUUCCUCGUGGAUUUGCCAUCGAGAUCCUCCAGGUCUAUUCAGGACCGCCACGAAUAACAUACAGAUUCAGGCAUUGGGGUUACAUGGAUGGCCCCUUCAAAGGCCAUCCUCCUACUGGAGAAAUUACUGAAUUCUUUGGAAUGGGCACUUUCGAGUUGGAUGAAGAGUCUAACAAGAUUGUGAAAUCAGAGUUGUUCUUUGACCGUGGAGAACUUCUUGGAGCCCUGGUCAAGGGAGGAAGCAGUGAUGAAGCUGCAACAUCUGAAGCCCCUUCAGCCUGCCCUUUCAUGAAAGGAGCUUAACUUUUUGCAGGUUGAUUUACCAGUAAAAGAAUAAAAUGUUUGAACAAUAAGCGAUAACUGCAGAAUGGGAAUUUGUCAAUGCAUUCGUUCUACUGUAUUAAUGUGCUCCUUCUAUCCAACUUCAUCAUGUUUUCUUUAUAAAAAUGUACGCUUUAACUUA
Ipomoea triloba (trilobed morning glory) is the source of this 912-nucleotide messenger RNA. Its product is annotated as pathogen-related protein-like. The record is from RefSeq and is a predicted model, not a curated record. The transcript is spliced from 4 exons. Bases 36 to 752 code for a protein of 238 amino acids. Lineage: Eukaryota; Viridiplantae; Streptophyta; Magnoliopsida; Solanales; Convolvulaceae.